AUGUGGGUAUCAGAAUAUAUGGCUGACUGCGACGGGAUGUGGACAGCCUGGCUGACUGUGAUGGAACAUGGACAGGAAGCACUUCUUGCAGGCUUACUGCGAUACGAUAUGGAUAGGAGGACUGACCGCGACGGGAUGGGGAUAGCGUGGCUAAGUAUGAUGGGAUAUGGACAGGAAGCAAAUAUAGGGCUGACUGAUGGGGAUAGGGAUAAUGCAGCUAUCUGCGCACCAGCAGGGUUUACGAAGAAGCUUGAAAGUGUGCAUUUCACUACGUGA
Molecule: messenger RNA, 276 nt
Organism: Penicillium cataractarum
Lineage: Eukaryota; Fungi; Ascomycota; Eurotiomycetes; Eurotiales; Aspergillaceae
Exons: 13
Coding region: 1-276 (91 amino acids)
Source: RefSeq, a predicted model, not a curated record